Molecule: messenger RNA, 417 nt
Organism: Chlorella variabilis
Lineage: Eukaryota; Viridiplantae; Chlorophyta; Trebouxiophyceae; Chlorellales; Chlorellaceae
Exons: 4
Coding region: 1-417 (138 amino acids)
Molecular function (GO): nucleic acid binding; zinc ion binding
Source: RefSeq, a predicted model, not a curated record
AUGGGUUCGUCCGGCAAGAGCAAGCGGACGGGGUCAAAGAGCCGGGGGACGCGGCUGCACAAGCGGGGGCGGGUGGCCAAGUUCACUGCCCGACACGUGGACCAGGUGUGGGAGGACGUGCGCAAGGAGGGCGGCGUGCACGACGGCGCAGUGGGCCCGCUGGGCACCACCGACAGGGUGGAACUGGAUGAGGACCUGCCUGCUCGGGGCCAGCACUUUUGCAUCGCCUGCUCCCGUUACUUCAUCACACAAGCGGCGCUGAGGACGCACGAGAGGAGCAAGCCGCACCGGAGGCGCGUCAAGGAGCUGCUAGGGGCGCGGCCGCACAACCAGGGGGACGCAGAGUGGGCGGCAGGCGUGGGCGCACCAGACAACGGACAGCGAGGCAGCGGAGCGGCAACCAUGGCCAGCGAUUAG